Temnothorax curvispinosus is the source of this 2010-nucleotide messenger RNA. It is a transcript of the gene Cndp2, whose product is annotated as cytosolic non-specific dipeptidase. Gene Ontology annotation, molecular function: metallodipeptidase activity. Lineage: Eukaryota; Metazoa; Arthropoda; Insecta; Hymenoptera; Formicidae. The record is from RefSeq and is a predicted model, not a curated record. Gene Ontology annotation, biological process: proteolysis. The transcript is spliced from 5 exons. The coding region runs from base 540 to 1973 and encodes 477 amino acids.
AGUAAAAUUGCAAAGCCAUGUUCGUCAAAUGUGUAUUCCGCUGCAGUCAUAUAUCCAUCAUAGAUAAUACGAGCGUUUUUAUCUGGCAUAUGUAGAAGAAUAAUACUAACAAUAAGUAGAUAAUGCUGACGAAUUUUUAAUAAUUUGUAAUCAUUUUAUAAUGCAACAAUGGCGUUUCCGUGAGUUUCUAUGUGAAAUCUAUUUUGAUUGGUCCCACGUUCGAAUAAUAACGAGGACUCGAGGCUCGAGGUGUCAUUGUUAUUGUCAGCUGUUGUGCUAACCGAUCCCACACGACCCACACUCCUGAUUCCUGCCACAGCCACAGUGAGUGAGUGAGUGAGGUAUUGCGUUAUCGUAAGUUUCGCGUGAUAGCGUGUGCUCUCUCAAAGAGCGGAAACGAGAGAGUAAAGGGGAGAGGAAGAUAUACUAUCUUAUAGGAGUACCAGAUUUGCCAAACCAGGUUGAGUUGGCAGUUGCAUUCCAGCCACUACACGUUUGAUCUGCGUUCGUGCGUUCUAACGGAAUUAAUAUUAACAGUCAUGGCAUUACCACCGGCCUUGGAAACUUUAUUUAAGUACAUAGACGAGCAUAAACAGGAAUAUAUAGAUAACUUGAAAGAGGCGGUAGCUAUCAAAUCCGUAUCAGCAUGGGCGGAUCACAGAGACGAAGUGAUUAAAAUGAUGAAGUGGGGAGAAGUGAGGUUGAAGAAUCUUGGAGCGACUACGGAAUUAGCUGACGUAGGCAAACAGCCUCUCCCUGAUGGCAGUGAAAUCCCACUCCCUCCUGUACUACUCGGUAGUCUUGGCUCAGAUCCGAAAAAGAAAACUGUACUUUUGUAUGGACAUUUGGAUGUACAGCCUGCGCUAAAGAAGGAUGGAUGGGAUACCGAGCCUUUCACUCUUAUUGAAAAAGAUGGAAAACUUUUCGGUCGAGGCAGCACAGAUGACAAAGGGCCGGUUCUUUGUUGGAUACACGCAUUGCAAGCUUACAAAGCAACUGGGAUCGAUAUCCCUGUUAAUCUCAAGUUUGUCUUUGAAGGAAUGGAAGAAAGUGGCAGUGAAGGUUUGGAUGAACUUCUUUGGGCAAGGAAAGACAGCUUUUUAAAGAACGUAGACUACGUUUGCAUAUCUGAUAAUUAUUGGCUGGGCACCAAGAAACCAUGUAUCACUUAUGGUCUGCGAGGCAUUUGCUAUUUCCAAAUAGAAGUCAAUUGCGCUACUAAGGACUUACACAGUGGUACCUUUGGUGGAUGUAUAUAUGAAGCUAUGGCAGAUCUCAUUUACUUAAUGAAUACCCUGGUCGAUGUCAACGGUCGCAUUUUGAUAGACAACAUUUAUGAUAAUGUGGCAGAAUUGACAAAAGCUGAAUUAGAUAGUUACAAGGAUAUAGAUUUUGAUGUAAAUGAAUUUAGGGAAACAGUUGGAACUAAACAACUAGCGCAUAAGGAAGAUAAGACCAAGAUCUUAAUGCAUCGUUGGAGGCAGCCCAGUUUGUCUAUUCAUGGGAUAGAAGGUGCUUUCAGUGAGCCAGGAGCAAAAACAGUAAUUCCGAGUAAAGUUAUUGGCAAAUUUUCGAUUAGAAUAGUGCCUAAUAUGACUCCGGAUAAGACGACCGAGAAGGUUAUCGCUUAUAUAAAUAAGAAAUGGCAAAGCAGAGGUAGCCCAAAUAUUAUGAACGUGAGCAUGUUCCACGGUGGCAAACCAUGGUCCGAGAAUCCCGACCAUCCGAAUUACAUAGCUGGCCGAAAAGCAACUCAACAUGUUUACAAUGUAGAACCCGACCUUUCUCGGGAAGGCGGGUCGAUACCAGUUACCCUGACUUUCCAGGAAGUUACUGGUAAAAAUGUAUUGCUCUUACCAGUCGGCCAGGGUGACGAUGGUGCACAUUCUCAAAAUGAAAAGUUGAAUGUAUAUAAUUACAUCCAAGGGACAAAACUACUUGGAGCUUAUCUAUACGAAGUAGCUCACGUGUAAUAUUUUUUCUGUUAGCAUUUGCUUAUCUGUGGAAUAA